Molecule: messenger RNA, 765 nt
Organism: Cuscuta campestris
Lineage: Eukaryota; Viridiplantae; Streptophyta; Magnoliopsida; Solanales; Convolvulaceae
Source: the annotation of a GenBank genome assembly
ACUCUCUUUCACGAACUCAUAUAUUUCAGUUGAAGGAGCGUCUCCAUGGUGUUACUAAGGGGACCGAUUCGAUGCAAUCCUAUUUGGACACGGUUCUCACUAUUGUGUCGUCUUUCAAACUGGCUCAUGAAGAAAUCUCUGAACAAGAUAUUAUCCUUUGUGUUCUACGAGGUCUACCGGCCGACUAUGCCUCCCUCAAGCAAAAUAUUCGCACCAAUAUUGCCACCGUCACUUUUAAUCAGGUCUCCUCUUGGUUGUUGUCUGAAGAAUUGAAUUUAUCUUUUGAGAAAAAAUUGUCUCUUGGUGAUUCCGGCUCUACUUCGUCUGUUGACAUUCAUACUGCUCUCUACACCAACUCCGGACGAGGCAAUGGUCGGGGUCGUGGCCGUGGACCACAGCGAGGCCGAGGAGGGCCUUACCGCGGCAGUCAGCCCGGCGGCAGAGGCGGCCGGCAGCCGCAGUACCGCGACGACGCACGCGGCAGAGGAGGUGGCCGGGGGUCCAUCACGUGCCAACUCUGUGGGAAGCCUGGCCAUGCGGUCUGGAAUUGUUGGCACCGCUACGAUGAAUCAUAUGCUGGUCCUCCGCAGGCGUUUUAUGCAAAUCAAUCUGCUGAAUCUAGUUCGAACUGGCAUCUGGACACUGGCGCAAACACCCAUGUUACGCCUGAUCUGUCUCGGCUGCAUACUUUGACACCGUACCAUGGCACCAAUUCCAUCACAACUGCAGGAGGUAACACCUAUCCCAUUGACCAUACAGGCUCAG